This is a messenger RNA of Ilyonectria robusta, 1954 nucleotides long. Its product is annotated as glycoside hydrolase superfamily. The annotation marks the transcript as partial. The transcript is spliced from 2 exons. NCBI's taxonomy places the organism in Eukaryota, Fungi, Ascomycota, Sordariomycetes, Hypocreales, Nectriaceae. The record is from RefSeq and is a predicted model, not a curated record. Gene Ontology annotation, biological process: glucan catabolic process. Gene Ontology annotation, molecular function: beta-glucosidase activity.
AUGGUGAUACCGACGAGGCCUACCAACGGUCUGAAAGUCGCCGGCAGGGAGGCUGAAAUCAUUUCCCUCCUGACGCUGGAGGAGAAAUGCAUUCUCCUUUCAGGUAAAAACAUGUGGGAGACACAGGAGAUCCCCCGUCUCGGAAUCGGGAGUCUGAAAACCACAGACGGCCCCGCUGGGGUGCGUGGCUCACGAUGGACCGACGGUACUCACACCACCCAAAUUCCGUGCGGCAUCUCCCUGGCAGCUACAUUCAACCCUCAGAUAGUGGAGAGAGUAUCCGCUGUCCUCGGCGCGGAGACCAAGAUGAAGAGCGCUCAUGUGCUGUUGGCACCCACCAUGAACAUCAGCCGAUCUCCCUUCGGAGGCCGCAACUUCGAGAACUUUGGUGAAGACCCCUUUCUGACCGGUACCAUGGCAACAAGCUACAUACGAGGUGUUCAAACCCAGGGCGUGGGGGCUUGUAUGAAGCACUUUGUCGCCAACGACCAGGAGACCCGGCGGUUCAACAUGGACGAGAAGAUCGAUGAACGAACCCUGCGCGAGGUGUACCUGAAGCCCUUUUACAUGGCCCUGGAUGCCCGGCCUUGGACUGCCAUGACUGCCUAUCCAAAGAUCAACGGCAAACAUGCCGACACGAGCCAAUCCCUCGUGCGUGACAUUUUACGCCGGGAGUGGGGUUUUGAGGAACUCGUCAUGAGUGACUGGGGCGGCCUGAACGACACCGUGGAGAGCCUGCGGGCGACGACCGAUUUGGAGAUGCCAGGGCCGCCCUUGCGCUACGGCGAUGCAUUGGCUCGUGCUGCUCGGGAAGGCACUGUCUCGGAGGCUGAGCAUAUUGACCCAAGUGUGAUACGUCUAUUGCGCCUCCUCGACAAAGCUGGGCUACUGCAAGACGUUGCCCCGGCCACCGCUUCAGGAGAGGGCGAGAUUGACGACCCUCGAACGCGGCGAACCGUGCGGGAAGCCGCAGCUGAAGGGAUAGUGUUGCUGAAGAACGAUGGCAUCCUCCCUCUGCGCCAGCAUGGCUUUCAGAAGCUCGCAAUCAUCGGACCCAACGCUAAACAACCUACGACCGGAGGCACAGGCAGUGCCACAGUAAACCCAUAUUAUACCACAACCCCCUUCGAGAGCAUAUCGGCCGCAGCUCGUGCCCGCAACACAGAAAUAGUCAUCACUCACGAGCGUGCCAUCUUCACGCAACUCCAGCCGCCACUCAUUGGCGAUUGCCUGAUGAACCCUGAUAACGGGGCCUCGGGGUUCCGCGUGGACUUCUUCGGAGACGCCACCCUUUCCGGUGACGCUGUUUCGACCACGUACUGGAAGAACUCGCUGGUGUACUUCAUGAGCGACGGAGACGUGCCCAAGUGCUUACAGGGCAAGGAGUACGGCUACAGGGCAUCAGCUCUGCUCCGACCAAGUGUCACCGGCGUGUAUGACUGGAGCCUGUCCAACACGGGGAGGGCCAAGCUUUACAUUGACGACCAGGUUCUCAUCGACAAUUCUGAGUGGACAGAGAUAAGCGGCAAUUUCAUGAACUGCGGGAGCGUCGAGAAGUUCGCCAGCAUCGAGCUCGAGGCGGGCAAGACGUACCGCGUCAGGGUGGAUAAUGUCGUCGUGCCCCCACCGACGCCAGCACACGACAACACGCUCUUCCAUAAGAUAUCUGGUGUUCGCGUGGGCAUGCUGUACCGACACGAUGAGGGGGCCAUGUGGUGUAACGCAGUCGACGCCGCGAAGGACGCAGACGUUGUCGUCCUCGUUGUCGGGCACAACAAUGACACCGAGCGCGAGGGGUCCGAUCGCACGUCGCUGUCCCUGCCUGGGAGAACGGACGAGCUCGUGUCUGCUGUUUGCUCAGUGAACAAGCGGGUCGUCGUCGUGAGCCAAUCUGCGUGUGCGAUAUCGAUGCCCUGGGCGGAAGAACCCGCAGCCAUCGUUCAGGCAUGGUAUC